Camellia sinensis is the source of this 738-nucleotide messenger RNA. The record is from RefSeq and is a predicted model, not a curated record. NCBI's taxonomy places the organism in Eukaryota, Viridiplantae, Streptophyta, Magnoliopsida, Ericales, Theaceae.
CAAGCCCCAGCAUUCCCAAGGAGAAGCAAUAAAUUCUUUUCCCCAAUCCGAAUUUGGGGCUUUAUUCAGUCUUUACUCUCGCUUACUUCUUCUUCACCAGACCUAGUCAGAGAGAGAAUUCUAGAGAGAGAGAGAAAAAAAUUGUAGAGAUGACGAUCUCCGAUGUGGUGGCGGGGAAUUUGACGACGCUGUACCUGGUGGCGAUUGCAGGUAUAAAAGCGUACGGAUUGAUCUCAGGUCAGGGCUUCAAUGGCAUCUUCGUGCUCCUUGUGUCUACUAUUAUGGUUGGUCUAGUAUUGAUCUCGAGUUUGAUUUGGGACGUGUCUCGCAAAGCCACCAAAGCACUCGCUCCUCAUCAUCACCAGACUGAGAUUUGUCAUGGCGGUAUCUGUUGGCAUGGCGUUGCUGUCCGCUCGCCGGCUUCUCAGGUCCGGUUCCGCCUUCCUCAACAACAUCCCCAUAAUUAAAUAUAACCUAGACUACUAAAUAUAUAUACUGUAUACAUUUACCAUAUAUAUAAAACAGUGUGAAGAGGGCUGAUUGUGUGUAAAUUUGUUAUAUAUGUGUAUAUAUAUAUAUAUAUAUAUAUGUUAACUGUUUGUAUAAUUGGGUGAGUGAAUUUUGUUAUUGAAGUUAUUCUAUGUGUAUUAUGUGUAUGAUUAGUCAAUUAUUAAAUGCGAAAAUGGUUCAUUGGAUUGUAAAUUUGGGAACAAUCUAGUGUAAUUUUCCUUUUGUUAA